AUGAAUCAAACGCAAGUGAAUGAGCCAGCAAUUGAUCAAUCAGGUGUCCAUAAUUCUCCUGAAAAUCAGUUACCAGAGAAUAACCAGGUCAUCAUUCAACCGCCAAUACAAAAUCCUUGUGGUCGUAUGGUCGAUUAUAAGAAACUAUGCAAAUCAUCGGUCAAUUUGACACGAAGUCAGAUAGCGUCUCGUCAUACAAUGAACAAAAGUUAUCCUGCAUAUUCUGGCGAGCCAACGAAGUGGCAAAUGUUCGAGAGUGCAUUUGUGAAUGCUACAAUUUCAUGCGGGCUCACCAAUGCCGAAAAUUUGUCACGCCUUUUAGAAUGUUUGAAAGGUGACGCAUUAAACGCUGUUCAAGGAUUAUUGCUACAUCCAGAAUCAGUUCCUGGGCUUAUGGAAACAUUACGACUUAUGUUUGGUCGACCUGAAUUGAUAAUUCAAACGCUAUUGGAUGAAAUCAACAAAUCGACUCCACCGAAAUCUGAUGAUUUGAAAUCGCUAGUCAAAUUUGCGAUUUCUGUUCAGAAUUUAUGUUCGACAAUAAAAGCAUUUAAUUCUGUCGAACAUCUGCGAAACCCGUCAAUGUUGAAGGAUCUAGUCGAAAAACUGCCUACGCAAGUUAAGCUCAAUUGGGCAUUUUAUAAACAAACCGUUGUUGAUGUCAAUUUGUCAACACUGGCGGAUUGGUUGUACGCGUUGGCUACGGUUGCCAGUGACGUCGUUAUAACAGUUCCUGAUUCACAAGCUGAUAAGAAAAUACGAAAGGAUGAUAACAAGACAGCGAAUUACAUCAAUUCAACAAAUUCGCUCCAGCCCGUGAUGCAAGUUUCAUCAAAUUCUGGUGCAGUGACAAAAAACCAAAAGAAGUGUCCUGCGUGCAAUCGAAAUGUCUGCAAAAAAUUGGCUUUUUGUGAAAAGUUCAAGAAGAUGACUCGACAAGAAAGAUGGAGACUGAUAAAAAGCAACAAUAUUUGCGGUUGUUGCUUAGGCAAUCAUCGAUACUUUAAUUGCAAUCAAAAAGUUACGUGUGGUGUUGCUGGCUGUGAUUUUUUUCAUCACGUUUUACUGCACAAUGAUUCCAAAGCAAAGGAGAAGGUGGAAUUAGCGGCUGCUACAAGUGAAGUGGUUCAAAAGAAAGUCUGCAAUUCGAUGAAUGGAAUUGCCUCAACUUUGACUUAUCCAGAAAUAUUUCGGAUUGUUCCGAAACUUGGUCUGCAAGGCACCCAAGAAAGUUUAUGUGUAAAAUGGUCGUUUGGUGAAACGCAAUUGGAAACAGAUUCUAGUCGAAUUUCGUUACAAAUCAGUGGUGUACAUGACGGCGCUGAAAAGUUUCUACUCGACGAUGUGCGCACUGUCAAGAAUCUAAAGUUGCCAACACAAUCAAUACCCAAAGAUUGGCUUGCAAAAUAUCCAUAUUUCGAUGGCAUUCCGAUCACUCCAUACAAUAAUGCGACUCCGCAAAUGAUCAUAGGUCUGCGAUAUUCAAAAUUGAUGGUGUCAUUGAAGACAAUCGAGGGCACCUGGGAACAACCGAUUGCUUGUAAAACACGGCUUGGAUGGGUCGUUCAAGGACCGAAUGAUAGAAGAAUUUUGAAUUCAAACAAAUUCAGCCUGAAUAUGUGCGAUUGCCAGCGAUCGUAUCACGGUCUUCAUCAGUUGGUAAAGGAUUUUUUUUCAUUGGAGGCAUUUGGUGUGCAAGUCACAGAUUCCGUCGUUGAAUCAAAAACAAUUAUGAGAGCCCGAAGCAUUAUGGAUGCAUCAACUGUGAAGAUCGAUCAGCACUACGAGACAGCUUUAUUGUGGAGGGCAAACGAUAUCACAUUGCCAAAGAGUUACGAUAUGGCUCUUCGUCGAUUGGAGUGUGUCGAAUCGAAGAUGAAGAAAAAUCCAAUUUUGUCGGACCGUAUAAUCAACUACUUCAAAGAUUUUCUCGACAAAGGAUAUAUCCGGAAGCUAUCGUUCGAAGAGCAACAGUUGCAAGGCCCACGCACUUGGUGUUUGCCAGUUUUUCCUGUCUUUAAUCCCAAGAAACCCGAAAAGUUACGUUUGGUAUGGGACGGUGCUGCAAAAGUCAAUGGGGUGUCGCUAAAUUCGCAAUUGUUACCUGGACCUGAUCAAUUGGUUCCCCUUCCGGACAUUCUGCGUCGUUUUCGUGAAGCAAGGAUUGGUCUAAGUACGGACAUUAUUGAAAUGUUUCAUCGCGUCUUUGUGAAUUCAAAGGAUCAAGACGCACAGCGAUUUUUGUGGAGAGAUGGCGACGUAUCGAAGAAACCCGAUGUGUUUGUUGUGAAAGUUUUACCGUUUGGUUUAACAUGCUCGCCGGCUAUUGCGCAAUACGUGAAGAACAAAAAUGCUGAGUCGUUUCAACAACAAUAUCCAAAGGCUGUCGAGGCUAUAGUGAAAAAUCAUUACGUGGACGACAUGAUUGAACGAGCUCACGACGUAGAUUCUGCGGUUCAGCUGAUCAAAGACGUACAAUUUAUUCACCGACAUGCAAAUUUUGAUUUACGCAAUUUGAUAUCAAAUGAUCGUGAAGUAUUGGAGGUGAUUAAUGGAAGUCCUGAAUUCAAUGACAAAAUUUUGGUUGACAAGCUGGACAUCAAUGUUGAAAGAAUUUUGGGAAUGUAUUGGAAUACGAAUACAGACACAUUCACGUAUUCACUUCGGUUCCUGAAAGUGCAAGACUUGACAGAUGGAUAUCGUCCAACGAAACUAGAUGUGCUUCGAACUUUAAUGUCAGUUUUUGAUCCGUUGGGUUUUCUGACACAUUUGCUGAUACAUGCCAAAGUGAUUUUGCAAGAGAUUUGGAUUACAAACAUCACAUGGGACGAACAGAUUCCUGAAGCAUUAGCAAUAAAGUGGUUACGUUGGCUCGAAUAUUUGAAGCAAGUGGAAUCUCUACACAUUUCUCGUUUGUACUCACCACGUAUGUCACCUAACAAACCGACUUCGAUUCAAUUACAUGUUUUUGUUGACGCAAGCCUGGAGGCAUAUGCAUCAGUUGCAUAUUUUCGAGUUGAAGAUGCCAAUGGAGUUGACAGUUGCCUGAUUGGUGCAAAGUCACGAGUCGCUCCGAUUAAGCCAAUUUCUGUUCCGCGUUUGGAAUUACAAGGUGGAAUUCUUGGUAAACGAUUUGCCGAGAGCAUUUUACACAGCCAUUCGUAUUUGGAGGUUGAACAGACAACGAUAUGGUGCGAUUCGAAAACUUUUGUUGCAUUCCGUAUUGGAGAGAUUUUGGAGACGAAAAUUAAUGCUCAAUGGCGCUGGAUUCCUUCCGAAUUUAAUGUUGCUGACGAUGCGACUAAAACUAAGUAUUUGCCAGAGUUACGUUCCACAUCCCGCUGGUUUCGUGGUCCCGAAUUUUUGCGACAUUCGAAUUCCAAUUUUUCGUUUGAAUUGGACGAACCUGAUUUCACGACAAAUGAAGAAGUUCGGCCGUAUUAUUUGUUGACACAUGUGGAAGUUCCAGUAAACAAGUUCAUUGAAUACGAACGAUUUUCUAAUUGGCAACGGUUGGUCCGGACUAUGGCAUAUGUUUUGCGGUUUGUUUCAAAUGUCAAGACGAAACAAUCAGAACGCCGUCUUGGUGUACUGUCAAGUGAUGAAUUGCUGUCAGCAGAAUGUCGUUUGUUUGCUCAAGUUCAAUACGACUGUUUUCGAGAGGAAAUCUCUAUAAUUCGUUCUAAUCAAACCGUCUCCAUGGAUAAAUACAAACAGCUUGACAAAACGAGUCCAAUUCGUAUGUGCUCACCGUAUUUGGACGAUUCUGGUGUUCUUCGUGUCAUGGGUCGGCUAGACAAAGCGCAUACGAUUUCUGAAUCGGUUCGGCGACCGAUAAUUUUGAUUAAAGAUCAUUAUGUAACGCAUUUGGUUGUCGAUUGGUAUCACCGCAAGUAUCUUCAUUUGCAUCAUCAGACGGUGCUUAACGAAAUAAGGCAAAAAUUUUGGAUUCCAAAGUUACGAGUUCUUUUGAAAGUUAUACGUCACAAUUACCAAAAGUGCAAGAAUGAUGCAUCAGUUCCUCGUGUUCCGGAAAUGGGAUCAAUUCCACGCGAACGAUUUGCAGUUUUCACUCGACCAUUCACAUAUGUCGGAAUCGAUUAUUUUGGACCGAUAAAAGUUGUUGUUAAUCGCAGUAACCCGAAACGUUGGGGUGCUCUUUUUACCUGCUUGACAACUCGUGCUAUUCAUCUGGAAGUUGCUCAUUCUAUGGACACAAGUUCCUGCAUUAUGUGCAUUCGCAACUUUAUUGGACGUAGGGGUACGCCCAAGAAGGUUCAUGUCGACUUGGUGCAAAUCAUUGGAAUUUUGCGGAAGUAUGGGCCAUACUUCUAG
This is a messenger RNA of Bradysia coprophila, 4335 nucleotides long. RefSeq lists its product as uncharacterized. Gene Ontology annotation, molecular function: nucleic acid binding. Lineage: Eukaryota; Metazoa; Arthropoda; Insecta; Diptera; Sciaridae. The record is from RefSeq and is a predicted model, not a curated record.